AUGGCUUCUAGCAACUCCUUCUACACCAUGAGGCCGGUCAUUCCCCAGACGCGCGCCGACACCUCAUCCCGAGUGACGAUCAAAAACAUUCCGUUGGGAGUGACAGAGGCCCAGCUUAAGGCAAAUUUAUCGAAACACGGAGACAUCCGUGUCCACAUGUUUGUUCCUGCGACAGAGUAUGGCCUCGGCUGGGCCUGGGUAACUUGUGAGAAGCAUCAGGACGUUGAGAAGAUGUUGGCUUGUGCAGCCGAAAGAAGAGAGAAAGCAGCAGCUGCUCUCCGAGAGAACACUCAGCACGAGACCGUCCAACCAACGAAGGAUGCUGCUGCUGCAGACGAAGACGCAGCAUCCAAUGAUGCAGCAUCAGCAGCAGGAGAAACAUCUGCUGAUGAUGCCAAGUGCAGCGAAUGCUCAGAGGAAGUCAGUGACGCGUAA
Messenger RNA from Eimeria maxima, 435 nucleotides. RefSeq lists its product as hypothetical. Bases 1 to 435 code for a protein of 144 amino acids. Gene Ontology annotation, molecular function: RNA binding. The record is from RefSeq and is a predicted model, not a curated record. The transcript is spliced from 2 exons. Lineage: Eukaryota; Apicomplexa; Conoidasida; Eucoccidiorida; Eimeriidae.